Messenger RNA from Setaria italica (foxtail millet), 1342 nucleotides. RefSeq names its product putative disease resistance RPP13-like protein 1. The coding region runs from base 546 to 1322 and encodes 258 amino acids. Lineage: Eukaryota; Viridiplantae; Streptophyta; Magnoliopsida; Poales; Poaceae. The transcript has a single exon. The record is from RefSeq and is a predicted model, not a curated record.
AUUAGCUCAUGUUUAGUCCUCCUAAUUAGCAUCCGAACAUCCGAUAUGACACCGUUAAAAUUUAGCACAUAGUAUCCAAACACCACCUUAAUCUCGUCUUUCUCACUGUAGCAUGUUUCUUCUACGACAAGAUUUGUGUCUUUGCCAGUAGGUUUCCCCCAGCAUAGCAUAAGCACUUCCAUUGCUCGUCUCGUCCAUACUUCCUUCCAAAAAAGAAACAGAAAAAAAACAUGAAUCGGUCUUUUUUCUUCUCAUCAUUUACCUGUUAAUCCAUUUCUUACCUCUACUCUUCCAUUUUGUCUUAUAUUUUUCACCCUCAUCUCUUCCUUCGUUUCUUUUGAUCCCCUAGAAAAAGAAAAUCUAGAAAAAAUAUCUUGAGUUUUUGCUUGCUUCCCAUCGUUUGCCAGUGUAGAUCCCUGCCAAUAUCCCAACACCUCCUGCUAUUUCAAUUCAUUCUGUUCUCUUCCUUUUCACCUGGAAAUACUUUCAUCAUCCAAGAUCUCUUCACUUGCAAAAGCGGUGGAAACACAGACUACUGCAGUUCCAUGGCGGGCGUGGCGCUGGCCGGCUCACGGUGGGUGGCAUCGCCAAUCGUCAACAAGCUGCUCGCUGACGCUUCAACCUAUCUGGGAGUGGACAUGGCGCGUAAGCUCCACGAAUUGGAGACCACCGUCCUGCCACAACUUGACCUGCUGAUUGAAACGGCCGAGAAGAGCCCCCAUGGGGACAAGCUGAAGGCAUGGCUGCACCAGCUCAAAGAAGCAUUCUAUGAGGCCGAAGACCUGCUUGAUGAGCACGAGUACAACCUCGUCAAGCGCAAAGUGAAGAGCGGCGAGGAGCCCGCACGGGAAGCGGAUGCCCCCACCAUUAAAACAAGUAUUAUGAAGCCUCUUCGUGCUGCGACGAGCAGGGCACGCAACCUGCUUCCUGAGAACAGGAAGCUAAUUCGCAAGCUGAGUGAACUGAAGGCCACCCUGGCAAAAGCCGAGGACUUCCGUCAACUUCUGGGCUUACCAGCCAGCAACAGCACAGGGACAUCUGCUGCAGCAAUAGCUAUUGUUCCUCCGGCAACAUCACUAAACCCGCCAAAAGUGUUUGGGCGCGACAAGGAUCGCGACAGCAUAAUAGAUCUUCUCACCAAGAAGACUGCCAACGAUUGCUCAGGUAGAUUCUUAGGUUGGCCAUUGUUGCACACGGAGGUGCGGGAAAAUCCACCUUGGCGCAACUUGUUUACAAUGACAAGAGGACACAAGAAUAUUUUGAUGCCAGGAUGUGGGUCUGCAUCUCAGGCAAACUUGAUGUCCAUCAUCACACUCAAUUAGACUAUAUUUAAUACUCCUAA